AUGGACACGGUACAUAUGAACAACAUCCUGACAACAAUCCUAAUCAAACCUAACCAAGCAAUACAUAUAUACAUAUUUCAGUACGUUCUGAGCAUCGACCCGAAGAAUGGCACCGUCUCAGUAAAAAACACCCUGGGAGAGGAGGAGUCCAACAGAGACUGCACCAUCUAUGCAACUGACAGUGGAAAUCCACCUAAACGGAGCAACGCAUCUUUGAUAAUAAAGGACCCAGAUGAGCCACCGACUACGCCACCGUCAGAAUGCGUAGUUGUGUUUCCCGACAAUGGAGCAGUGGUCCUGACUCUGCAGAUUAUCACUGGAGUUCUGUCUUGUUUGGUCGUCGUGUUGAGUGCUUUUCUUCUGAGGAACCGUCUACGCUGCUUAAAGACCAUACAGACCAAGAGGGCAAGGUCAACAGCCAGCAUCCAUCCAGAAGUUCCCGUGGACCCAAAACCAAAGAAGAACGAAGACACAGGGGUGUUGAUACCAGCACAGCUGCCUGUACGGCUUCAUCAGGUUUUGGACAGAAAUGAACCACCAAUGCCACCCAACAACACGGAGCCGGUCUACCAUUAUAUCAACGAACAACCUACCCAUACCCCACCUGCUUCUUCGGGACCUAUACGGAAACCAUUACCAGCGCCUAACAUUGGACUGAAUGGGCCUCUGAAACAUCCAGUUGAUCAACUCACUUCAGCACAAAGGGACCAUCAUAUGACAAGACCAUCAGGGCCCCGUAGGGGGACACUUCCGCCACUACAGACUUCCCAGAAUAUUCCCCAACACGGGAAAGAGAAGAGGAAGAAAAGGAAACGGAGUCAAGUCCAUCCCAAGCAUUCGGAAUGCAGGAGUGACCGUGAUAGCGGGUUAGGGCAUGACGACAGUCGGGGCUCCUUUACGGACACUCCAGGUCCGGACUCACCCAAAUCUUGUCCGGACUCGCCUAAAACUUCGCCGGAUUCACCUAAAGCUUGGUCGGACUCACCUAAAGCUUGGCCGGACUCACCUAAAGCUUGGUCAGACUCACCUAAAGCUUGGCCGGACUCUGCUAAAGCUCGACCGUACUCUCCUAAAGUCUGGCCAGAUUCCCCAAAACUUUGGUCGAAUUCCCCAAAAGUUCUACCUAAUGACCAUCAGACUUUGCCGGAUGAAGAUAGUGAGGUUUCAGACACGGAACAGGUAGAUAAUCACGAGGACAUAGACUCGGACGCCAGGCCUGUGUACGAGUACGACACGGAAGCAACCACUGAGUAUGGCUCGAUGUUAAGCCUAUAGAUGUCCUGAACUAGACAAUGCAUUGUUACAAAACAUUAGGCAUUACUUUAGUAUACUUUUGGUUUAAGUUCUGUUUAAGAAGGAACAUAGACAACUGGCUAAUUUGAAAUAAAAUAGAACGCGAGAUUAAUAUUAUAGAUUGCACUUUGUUACGUAGAAUCUAAUUUCUGCAUUUCAAAUAUUGCAGUCAGUAGAACCGUUACUAUACAAAGAACGAACUUCUGUUUAAAUCUCAUUUACGGUUGAGCAAUAGGUAGCAUUGUUAUACUAUUAUUGUGCUCCAUGUACAUUACUAAAUUGGCCAAGUUGAAACCAGUACCUUUUUAUAUGUCAUAAUUAUAAGCCCACCAAGAUUUCUUUAUGAUAGGACUUACGUUAACUGAAAUACAAUGUUAUCGGUGUACAUAACAGAAUGAAGAAUUCUAUGAAGCACAUACUAAGCUUAAUACAUCGGAAAUAAUUAACUCCUACUGGCAGUUAUCCUGUACAUACGAAGACUACUGAUCUGUGCUUACGCAACACGCAUGUAAAUAAAGCCCGGAUGAAGUUUGCAAUUAAAGUCAUUUGUGGAAAUUGCAUUA
Messenger RNA from Branchiostoma floridae (Florida lancelet), 1856 nucleotides. RefSeq names its product protein FAM193B-like. NCBI's taxonomy places the organism in Eukaryota, Metazoa, Chordata, Leptocardii, Amphioxiformes, Branchiostomatidae. The record is from RefSeq and is a predicted model, not a curated record. The transcript has 8 exons. Gene Ontology annotation, molecular function: calcium ion binding. The coding region runs from base 1 to 1275 and encodes 424 amino acids. Gene Ontology annotation, cellular component: membrane.